CCAACCCAAUUUCACCACAUUUAUCUAUCUACCAAUAUAUGAAAGCCUUCAUUAAACACUCGAAGACAUUGGGGUCCAUAUAGGAGCAAAGACUAGAGUGUACCAUCAUCUAUCCUUCCAAUUAGCUCUCUUUCCUUGGCUUUCACCAAGAAAGAGCUCCAACCUUUCAAGAGCCCACCUCACUUGGCGUUUGUACUCAACCUUCCUUUUCAAGAAAAUGGACCAGGGAAGCGAGGUGCACAACUUCAUCGAGGUGUGGCUCUCGGUCUUCGCCGCCCUCGGCUACUGCUACGCCAUCGGCAAGAUCGCCGGCAAAGGCGUGCCGCGGCUCGUCGCCAUCCUCCCGGUCGUCGGCCUCUUCCUCGUCCUCCCUCUCGGCCUCCACUCCAUACACCUCGGCGGCAGCACGGCCUUCUUCAUCGCCUGGCUCGCAAACUUCAAGCUCCUGCUCUUCGCCUUCGGCCGGGGCCCCCUGGCCUCCGACCCCUCCAUCUCCCUCCCCCGGUUCAUCGCCCUGGCCUGCCUGCCCAUCAAGAUCCAGCCCGCCCGCCGCACCGACCCGUCGCCGGAAACCGCCUCGAGAAGCCAAGAAAACGCCGACCCAAUUCAGAACGGCCGGGAUAAACAAAACCCAACUCCUCAAAAGCCCCAAAAGGGCCACAAAUCGGCCAUCAAUUACGGCAUCAAGAUCCUUCUUCUGGCGACCAUUCUCCGCAUCUACGACUAUAGCGACCGCCUCCCGCAGAAGGUCGUCUGGUUCCUCUACAUCCUCCACAUUUACAUCUGCCUCGAGAUCAUAUUGGUCGCCGUGGCUGUCGCGGCCCGCGCCACGCUCGGCUUCGAGCUGGAGCCGCAGUUCGACGAGCCGUACCUCUCCACCUCGCUCCAGGACUUCUGGGGGCGGCGGUGGAACAUCAUGGUCACCCGCAUCCUCCGCCCGACCGUGUACGAACCCCUCCUCGCGUGGGCCUCGCGCGCCGUCGGGCGGAGGUACGCGGCGCUGCCGGCGGUGCUGGGGACGUUCGCGGUGUCGGCCCUGAUGCACGAGCUCAUCUUCUACUACCUGGGGCGCGUCCCGCCCAACUGGGAGAUCACGUGGUUCUUCCUCUUCCACGGGGUGUGCCUGAUGGUGGAGAUCGCCGCGAAGAAGGAGCUCAAACUGGGCCUGCGGCUGCCGAGGCCGGCGGCGGCGGCGCUGACGGUGGGGUUCGUGAUGUUGACGGCGUUCUGGUGGUUCCUGCCGCCGCUGCUCCGGUGCAGGGCGGACGAGAGGGCGUUCGAGGAGUACGCGGCGGUGGGCGCGUUGGUGAGGGACGUCGUCGGGAGAGGGCUGAGCUUCACCUUGGGAGGAGCUUUCAACGCAUCGUCACCAGCGAAACUCUAACCGGCGUCGUUUCCAUGACCAGACAGGAGAACAGAGAGCAUCCAAUGGCGUCUACGAAUCGUCGUCAACCUUUCAUCUGUACCACAAAAAUAUACAGAAAUUUAGAACAUUUCUCUUUUUGGGAUGAGAUACGAAGUUGGCCUGUUGCGGUGUUUUCUUUUAUUUAUUAAAAUUUAACAUAAGUUUAAUAAUUUCAAGUUAAA
Eucalyptus grandis is the source of this 1587-nucleotide messenger RNA. Its product is annotated as acyl-CoA--sterol O-acyltransferase 1. The transcript has a single exon. Gene Ontology annotation, biological process: lipid metabolic process. Bases 218 to 1384 code for a protein of 388 amino acids. NCBI's taxonomy places the organism in Eukaryota, Viridiplantae, Streptophyta, Magnoliopsida, Myrtales, Myrtaceae. The record is from RefSeq and is a predicted model, not a curated record.